Arxiozyma heterogenica is the source of this 1038-nucleotide messenger RNA. It is a transcript of the gene TFB6, whose product is annotated as TFIIH complex subunit TFB6. The record is from RefSeq and is a predicted model, not a curated record. The transcript has a single exon. Gene Ontology annotation, cellular component: transcription factor TFIIH holo complex. Lineage: Eukaryota; Fungi; Ascomycota; Saccharomycetes; Saccharomycetales; Saccharomycetaceae. The coding region runs from base 1 to 1038 and encodes 345 amino acids.
AUGGAAGAUAUAUCAGAAGAUCCAAAGACUCCAUUACAUGCAAAGGCAAAUGAACAAUUAAAUCUAGACAAUGUUAACGAAUUAGAUGAAAAGGAAAUUGAGGAUUUAGAUUUGAAUCCUACCUUUGACGAAAGUCUGCCUCCAAGUACCGUACCCUCAAGAAUCAAUCUAGAUAACAUGAAUGAGCCUAUGCCUGCAUGCUUAAGAAUGAAAAGAUCUAUUAAUGACGCAGAAGACGUUACUAUUGCUGGUGAAAACGAAUAUUCCUUGAAUACAACUUCCUCACCUAUGUUUGAUAACGUUGAGGAUUUUAAACCUUCUAUAAAUGUCACCUCACCAUUCUCAUCAUCCACUCUAUUACAGAAUAAAUCAUCAUCUGUAACCACACAACGUGGUAGGCGUUUAUCAAUGACACAACAAUCUAAAUUUGUCUCUUAUGUAGAUCAAAGAUUCAUGGAUAUUCAGAGAAAAUUUGUACAAUCUAGAGGAUUAAAUAAUGAAAAUGGUUACAAAAAAUUAUCUGAACUAUUAAAGGAUAUAAAAUCCUUGUUAGAUUUUAUAUGGUAUUCAAUUGAUAAUACAUCAAGUACAGAUUUUUUGUUGCAGGAAAUGGGAGAUGCUACUAAUGAUUCUAAUUCGUUAGUAAGUGAUGAUGCUAUAAAUUUAGAUUUAAUGAAUGAUCCUAACAACAAACCUUUGAAAAAUAAAUCAAUCUUUGAUUUUGGUCAAAGUUCAUAUGUGAUUAAGAUUGCUGAUGAUGUUAUAGAUUAUAUAGAAAAAUUUGAGAUUGAAGUGGAGGAUAAUGAUACCAUAUCAAAACUUUUUAAACUUUUCUUUAUCUUAGAUAAAAUUUUUGCCAAACUAAUAACAGGAAGUAAUAAUAAUUCCAUAAAAUUGAAUAGAACAGAUAUAGUAAGAUUUGUUGGUAUCGCGGAAAGGUCAAGAGUUAGAUUACCACUAUUUUUCGAACAUUUAAAUAUCCAUGGCUUCCAUUAUGAAUUGAGUAAAAUAUAUGAAACAAGUUUAGACCUUUGUUAA